Anarrhichthys ocellatus (wolf-eel) is the source of this 4058-nucleotide messenger RNA. RefSeq names its product E3 ubiquitin-protein ligase RNF152. Gene Ontology annotation, molecular function: ubiquitin protein ligase activity. The record is from RefSeq and is a predicted model, not a curated record. Lineage: Eukaryota; Metazoa; Chordata; Actinopteri; Perciformes; Anarhichadidae. Gene Ontology annotation, biological process: protein ubiquitination. The transcript is spliced from 2 exons. Bases 2839 to 3492 code for a protein of 217 amino acids.
GGGUCCUCCUCCUCCUCCUCCUCCUCCUUGUCGAGGACUCCCGAGACUAGAAGCCGCUCCAGGACGCACUCGUCCACCCUCAGCUCGGCUCUCACCCUCCCCUCCCCGGAGAUGGAUGUGGUGUGUCGGCACAGCGGGCAGACGAUGAGUGUGUCGGCCCCAUCGGGUCCCUGGGGUCGUGAAAGGGCCAGCAGGAGCAGGCAGCUCUCACAGAAGCUGUGUUUGCAGUGGAGUUCCCGGGGACACCGACGGCCUGCGUUGUAGCUCCGGUAACAAAUCCCGCACUCGUGCUCUGAGAACAUCCUGUUUUCUGGUCCCGGGCUGUGUCUGAGUGAAGUCUCAAUGAAUCAAAAGGUGAGCUCUCCAGAGUUUAUAUCUCGGGGUGUGACAACGUGUGUGUGGGAGGAUGACGGGAUAAACUGUGACAUGAGUCAUCAAGCUCCAAAUAGGCUACUGAUUCAAUGAAACUAUAUACCAACACUAAUCACUACACACACACACCUACCUCUUUGUGGGUGUCUUGCGCAUGGGCCAAUGUAUAUGGACACAUUAGUGACUCGCAUACAGGACAAAUUCACAGCCAGGGUCAAGCUAAUGCAAGACAUUAUACCACGUAUAUUCUGCUGAUUUAUAAUCACAACAUACUGGAAAAUUGAGUGUUUUCUUUGAGAAGAAUGUCAGCUCAAAAAGCUCCGUCUGAAGGUAAGCAACAAUGUGUUUUUAAGAUUCCCCCCCACUUAAUCUAAUUUUAUUUUUUCUAUUGGUGCUACCCCUCCACGCCCUUGUGUACGUGUCUGUGUCUGUGUCUGUGUCUGUGUGUGUGGGUGUAGUGACGUCAGCUCUUCCUCUCCAUGGUAAACCCCAAACAAGUUUCCUCAUAUCAGUUGUUCCAGCAUGAACUCCUUUCAUGGUGAUAUCCGCUGAAACCCUGGCCAAUGAUAACAAACUCGCUGUGUGUGUGUGUGUGUGUGUGUGUGUGUGUGUGUGUGUGUGUGUGUGUGUUAGUCUUUUGUUAAUUUUUUUCCCCAGCCAUUCCUGCUUUUUGCCCCCAGCUUAGAGUAAAGGUGAUUAUUUUUAUUUUCUUUUGACCUGAUGACAAAAGAAAACUUUCCCCGCAAAACUGAGAUGGUUCAAAGGGAAAUGUCUCUAUAGUUAUAUUUAAAAAAAUAAAAAAUAACCUUGAUGAAGUCAUACUUCACUCUUAAACAUGAUUAUUGAUUGUGACCAUUUCACAGUAAACGGCUGUUUUUGCUCUGAGCUAGAGUUCAUGUCUUUAGGGCUGCUAAAUUUAACGCAUAAGUGAUCUACUAUAGCCUACUGUACUCAUCCCGAAACAAUAAUGUCGAUAUGUUUGAUAUGUAUCGUCACCUUUUAACAGCUUUAAUGACCUGAUGGUAGUACUAGUUGUUCCUGAAAAACAAAUUGUAAAAUCCCUUUUUAAAGUGAUUCCAGUGUAAGUGAGUGAUGGGGAACAAAAUGACCAGUCACUGCUCAAAGCUGUAUUUUAGACUUAAUGUGACGCUAACAGUAAUAUUCAACAGCCUGUGUUACAAAUCAAGUAAAAUUGAUUCCUUGUGUGUUCACUACUGAGACACAGCACAGAGACGGUAACACAAAGCGGGAAUGUGGUACUAAAAAAGACUUCAGAACUUCAGAGUUUACAGAACAAAGACUGUGGAUUUUGUCGACCAUCAUUUACCGUCAACCGUUACAGUUUAAAGGAGGGAUUUCUUUGUAAACAGGAUGAACAAUAUUCCUGCUUUCAGCUUGGUCUGAUGGUUGUAAAACUGCCCUAACCCACAUAUAGGAACAGUUGAUUCUCAUUAUAAACUGGGAGUCUGGUCUAUUCCUUUUAGUAACUUCUGGCUUAAAGAUCAUGUCACAAAGUAUUCGCCUCAGUAUAUCAGGCUUCACCUCAGAGGAACUCGAGCUCAGCACAUUUAUUGUAUCCCACUAAUCAGUUUUGAAUCUCGUGAAAGUUAGUUAACAGAGUUCAGCCUGACAUUGUGACAGUGAAAAUAGCUGACUAGGCGUCUGCAUCUGUACAGGACAAACUGUCAACAAGGAAAUCAUUCAACCGGGUGCACCGUACUCUAGGUUAUCAUGUGUGUCAAUAAUUCACUCACACCACGCUCUGAACACACACACACACACACGCACACACACACACACACACACACACACAUCGUGUGCUUGCAAUUUAUUCACCCUUGUUUUUAGUCAUUGACUCCCACUCGACUGUGCGCUGGUUUUUAAAUAUGAAAAAGAACAUGUAGAAACGUGUAAGGCUGUUAAUAACUGCACCCUAAUUCACCCAGCUAUUUUUAACAUAUGCUGACUGUGUGGGAAGCAUAAUAACAUAAUACGCAAGUAGAGUCGAGUAAGUCGACUCCGAAUCUCUCAUUUUCUGCCUUGUGUGUCCUGGUUACCUUCACAUCACCAGGGGUUUAAUUACUGCCGAGCAAACCACAGAGAUGCCCCACGGGGGACUCGGGCGGAUCGAGAGGAGGACGAGUGACAUCAAGUUAAGAAGGAGCAAAAAGAAACCGGAGGGUUGCCAGUAAGCCGAGCCUCAGCCUCGUAUACCUAUACGGGAGAAGUAGAAAUUUGAGUGGUUAAUGUGCACGCAGAAGAGGGAGGAAGACACCCCGCCAGGAUGAGAUCUGUACCAACAUGAGGAGCUGUGAGAGCAGUGAGAGGGGUCGGAGGCGAGCAUCAAAGUGUGCACUGAUCAAAGGGGGAGGGGGUGCGAUUUUACCGUCUUCUGUUGAUUAAAGAUCCAUCCACAAGUUGCAUCUUGCCAUCACUGAGCACCCAACUCCUUCCCUCCCUCCCACCAUGACGGGGGGUGUUGUCCCAGCUCCCCAGCAGGGGGACCCAGCUGCUGUGGUGCUCAGCCUCAGCACCACCCCGGGGGAGCCCAUGGAUGUGGAGUGUCCCAUCUGCUACCAGGAUUACAACCAGUACAACAAAUGCCCCCGGAUGCUGGAGUGUCUCCAUGUUUUCUGCACUGAGUGCCUCAAAAGGAUCCAGCUGUGUCCCCUCGAGCCCCUCGACGCCGCCGGCAGCACGCCAGCCCUCCCCUGCCCCCUCUGCCGCCACCUCACCCCUCUGGAGACCGGAGACGCCCUCUCCUUGCCCUGCAACUCCCGCAUCCUGGCCGGGCUGUCCCCCGUGGCCUUCCGCCUGCCCAUGGCCGUGGCGACACGCCUGGCCACCGUCACCCAGAGAGUGGUGCUCUCCCUAGAGGGCGACAGCAGAGACGCCCGCUUCAUCAUCCUGCCCACCGUCAGCCUGCGGGUGCAGCAGAUGCACCCGGAGAGGCCGUACGGCACGGCGCCGGGCCUGGCGGGCGAAGACGAGGUCAUACAGCAGAGCAAGAAGACGCUGUUCCGGGUACAGGUGCUGGCCGUCACCUUCUGGGUGCUGUUCGUGAUCACCUGCGUGGUCGUGGUGGUGUUCGGGCCGCAGUUUUUUAACAGGAAACUUUAAAAGGAAACAGGGUUUAUCUCCUUUUUUUUUAUAGCCGAUAUAGUUGUUGAUUUAGAGUCAUGAUGUAGUCACACUGUAAAAGUAAAGUGCAGCUAUGGGACCAACUCAAAUUAUACUUUUAUUUAUAUAAUACCAAUCACUGUACUGCAUACCUGUUGCUCUUUAAUUAAUGAUAGAUUGAUGAAGAGUUCCCUCUAGUGGUGUACUUGGUGACUGUAAAUAAAAGAUUAAACACUAAACGUCUUCUCUCAGGUUUCAUGAAGUUUCACUCUCUGUGCUUGUUAUUAUGCAGCUGAAGACUGUCCUGCCAAUGCACACAUGAAUAAAGCUACUUUAUAUGUAACACUGUGUCGUGUGCUUAUAUUUACAAUAUCACCAAAGAUUGGCAGUGUGUAUUUAGUUUCAUCAUAUAUGGAUGGAUUUCUUUCUUUUGUGGUAUAAAUUACAGCAAACUUAUUCUGUUUAUAGUCUGCUGUUGCUUUAGGGGCCCCUUUGCAAGAUUGUUGUGGGCCCCUUAAUUGCUUGUUUGUUGUAAUUUGGUGGAAUAAAAGGAUUUUCUUAAUGUU